GCGGGGCAAGAGCAUCCAGCAGGGUAACCACUGGUCCGAUACAGUACUUUUAGAAAAGCGGGCGUACUUCCAGCUUCUCCCAGGCAACACAUGGGGUGGUUCCUCUGCCCCGGGAGCACAUCUGGAAUUGUUUCCCGUUCAGGACCGGGACCAGGCCACCUACCGCUGUAGGGUCGACUACAUGCUUUCCCCUACUAAGAACACCAUUGUCAACUUCACUGUCAUUAUACCGCCAAAGAAGCCAGAGAUCUAUAACUCAACUAACCACCUCGUUGUUGGCCAGUCAGGUGCUUCUAUUAUUGGUCCAUACAACGAGGGUGAUCCGCUGGACCUUAUCUGCAAGGUCACUGGAGGUCGACCGGCGCCUAUGGUGACAUGGCUCGUCAAUAACGAGGCGAAGAAGACGGAGGUGGUAGAGGAAGGGGAAGGAGUGCUGAGUGCCUCCGUUAGAGUGCCUGAGCUUACCCGCAGGCACCUUCACGCAGUUCUUGAGUGCCGAGCCUACAAUUUCAACGGAUCUAUUCCUGUCUCCUCAACUGUCACCCUUGAUAUGAACUUCCGUCCAGUCAACGUAAGCAUACUAAGUGUGGCUGAGUGUCUGAGUGCUGGCACUGAGUACGAACUGGUGUGUCAGGCCUGGGGAUCCAGACCAGCUGCCAUCAUAAGCUGGUGGAAAGGUGGCACCAUUCCGCUCAAGGAUGCUGUUAUGACGACCUCGCCAGACAGCAACGUGACCACGUCAAUCCUCAAGUAUCGUGCGGAGAUGGCAGACAGUGGCAAGUACCUGACGUGUCGAGCCCAGAACCAACUCAUCCCUCAGUCAGCUAAGGAGGACGGCCUUAAACUUAACAUCUACUACAAGCCAGUGGUGACGCUACAGAUGGGAAGUAACCUCAACCCAGACAACAUCAAGGAAGCCGACGAUGUUUACUUUGAAUGUCACAUUAACGCUAAUCCCGUGGUGCAUAGAGUCUUCUGGUUUCAUAAUGGAGUGCCUGUGGAGCACCGCGUCACUCGGGGCAUCAUCCUGCAGAACCAGACGCUGGUACUGCAGAAGAUCACGAGGGAGGCCGCUGGACUAUACACCUGCGCUGCUGUCAACCUGGAGGGCGAGGGAGAGAGUCAACCCGUCAAUCUCAGAGUAAUGUACAAGCCAUACUGUCGCCGCCAUAGUAAAACCAUUUACGGAACAGCACUACACGAGCCUGCGAGCGUCACCUGCGAGGUGGAGGCCAGUCCUGGCCCCGUCACCUUCAGGUGGACCUUCAAUAACACUUCAGAGCACCUUCCCAUCCCGGCCUCUGCCGUCACCUCCCAGAGUCAGACCUCGGUGGCCAGCUACGCCCCCAAGAGCCACUUGGAUUAUGGGACGCUCCUGUGCUGGGCCUUCAAUACCAUCGGAGAGCAGAGCGUUCCCUGCGCGUUUGCUAUCAUCCCUGCAGGCCGGACCACCUCCGGCCCACCACCAAAACGACCAUGGCCUAAACGACCACGGAUAGCACAGUCUCGGUUACCUCUUGCUCUUUCCAGAAACGACCAGCACGACACUUACUUUCUUGGCACUGUUUCACGGUACUCAACGGAUUAA
Cherax quadricarinatus is the source of this 1588-nucleotide messenger RNA. The record is from RefSeq and is a predicted model, not a curated record. NCBI's taxonomy places the organism in Eukaryota, Metazoa, Arthropoda, Malacostraca, Decapoda, Parastacidae.